Molecule: messenger RNA, 1120 nt
Organism: Hevea brasiliensis (rubber tree)
Lineage: Eukaryota; Viridiplantae; Streptophyta; Magnoliopsida; Malpighiales; Euphorbiaceae
Product: protein EXORDIUM-like 2
Exons: 1
Coding region: 181-1092 (303 amino acids)
Source: RefSeq, a predicted model, not a curated record
CCUUAGUGUAUAUAUAUAUAAAUAUAAAUACUUUCUCCAGCUGCAUCCGCAAGCACAAGCGCCUUUCGAUCGCCCUUAGAAAUACCCUUCAUACGUACACAAACCCCAUCGUCAAUUCAAAGUCGGAAACAUUCACUAGUCACCAAGAAAUAAAAGCAAAAGCAACUUCACCUUCUCAUUAUGGCUUCAAUUUCCCAUUUCACCAUUUUUGUUUCACUUCUUGUGCUAUUCUCUAUGCUUCGCCCUGCUCUAGCCACAACAAGAAAACUUGCUGCUCUGGUUCAAGAACAACCUCUUCUGCUUUACCACAACGGCCCACUUCUUAAAGGCAAUGUCACCAUUAAUCUAAUUUGGUAUGGCAAGUUCUCUCCGAUCCAGCGCUCCAUAAUCGUUGACUUUCACAACUCUCUCAAUUGGGUCAAAGCUCCAUCGCCUUCGGUAUCGUCCUGGUGGGAGACCACCGGAAUGUACAGAGGAGGUUCAUGCUCCGUCAUCGUAGGGAAUCAGGUGCUUGAUGAGAAUUACUUUCUUGGAAAAUCACUCAAAAUGGCACAGCUUGUAACGUUGGCCUCCAUAGCUAGCCAAGGUAAAAAUCCAAUCAAUUUCGUUUUUACAUCUGCUGAUGUGGCGAUUGAGGGAUUUUGCACGAGUCGAUGUGGGGCACAUGGAUCGGGUACGGGCAAUGGCGAGUUCGCCUAUGCUUGGGUAGGUAACUCACUGACUCAGUGCCCCGGUCAGUGCGCAUGGCCUUUCCACCAGCCCAUUUACGGACCGCAAAAUCCCCCUUUGGUCUCUCCCAGUGGCGAUAUUGGAAUUGACGGAAUGAUCAUUAAUUUGGCCACGGUUUUGGCGGGAACGGUGACGAAUCCGUUUAAUAACGGGUACUUUGAGGGGAGCGCUGGCGCUCCACUAGAGGCAGUGAGCGCGUGCACGGGUAUUUUUGGAAACGGAGCACACCCGGGAUAUCCUGGGGAGGUUUUGGUGGACAAAACGACAGGAGCUAGCUACAACGCAUUGGGUAUGAAUGGGCGUAAAUAUCUGCUCCCUGCAAUGUGGGACCCUCAGACCUCCACGUGCAAAACCCUCUUGUAAAUAAAAUAAAAUAUAAAAUUCAUAACCA